Messenger RNA from Formica exsecta, 1582 nucleotides. RefSeq names its product palmitoyltransferase ZDHHC22-like. NCBI's taxonomy places the organism in Eukaryota, Metazoa, Arthropoda, Insecta, Hymenoptera, Formicidae. Gene Ontology annotation, biological process: peptidyl-L-cysteine S-palmitoylation; protein targeting to membrane. The record is from RefSeq and is a predicted model, not a curated record. The coding region runs from base 606 to 1478 and encodes 290 amino acids. Gene Ontology annotation, molecular function: protein-cysteine S-palmitoyltransferase activity. Gene Ontology annotation, cellular component: endoplasmic reticulum; Golgi apparatus. The transcript is spliced from 2 exons.
UGUACACACAUACACACACUACCACGAUCUGUUCUUUAUAGCUGAACUGAUUGCACUAGUUUGGAGCUUAUCUUUCUCCUUCCAAUGGGUAGAGAAAAAGAUAAACUCUGAACUAGUGCAGCCGUGCAGUCAGUUCAGUUAUAAAGAAUAGAGACUCAUAGUAGUAGCGAAAAACACACGCGUUACUACAAUGGGAGGAAUAUGCACAAUAGUAAUUUAAAGGAAAUUAUAUUAUGAUAAUCAGCUGAUACAUAAUAGAUCAUUAUGCCUAUUUCGAAAAAGCUUUGACUCGUCAAGUUGAAUAGAAUCAGUAAAAACGAGAAUUAGAAUAAAAAUGUAAAAAUGUAUCGUUGAGGUUAUAAUCAAGCAUAAAAUAAAUCAGGAUAAGAAUAGUGCAUAUCAUCGAGAGAAUAUCUGUCUGAUAAAUUAUUAUCUUUACACACACAUAUACACAAAAUUAUAUACAUAUAAUAUUUUAAUAGAAAUUUUUUUAUAAAAUGGGUAAACUCAUGCAUAACAACAAAUUGAUUUUAUGUAUCACAUGUAUGUGUGAAAAUUAGAUUUACAUAUUGUAAAUAUAGAGAUUUAUAUAUUUAUCGUGAGGCAUGUCUCAAAUCCAGUAUAUAAAAAUUUGUAUGAAGAUUGUUAAAAAACUAUGUCCAUUAGUGACAUUAAUAUCCACUAUAUUUGUUAUUGUGAUUACUAUUUACAUCAAUCAGAAGAUCUCUCCAAUUUUUGUCUUUCUCUGUAUACAAGUGUACCUGAAUUGGUACUCGAUAUAUAGCAUCAGUUACAAAUCAAAUCCAAUGAAAGUUAAAGAAAUACAAGAUAACUUGUACAGUGUGAUCGCUCAACAGCGCAAGUUUGAGCAACCACUGGCUAAUAUACAGCAGCCGCCAGCUUACAACACGACCUACAGAUUUUGGCAUUGUGAGAGAUGUCAGAGUUACAUGUGCAAGCCGACGCAGCAUUGCUCCUUCUGCCGAAAGUGUUUUCACUUCAAGGAUCAUCACUGCUUCUUUUUAGGCGCUUGUGUACUGCGCCAGAAUAUGGGCAACUUUAUAUUAUUUUGCUUUUAUACUUCGCUGACAUGUCUGUACUCUCUAUGCGUGCUAGGACCGUACAUGUACGAGAACAUUAAUCACAUAGUGAAAACCGACGCGGAUUACUUUAAUAUAUUUCUGAACUUUUGCUUCCCUAUCGCUCUGGCAAGACUGUUGCACUCCAGGGAUAGUUCGAGUAUACUUCUAGUCACAAUAUUCGACAUGCUGAUGUCGAUUUUGUGCAUUUGUCUGGUACUUGGCAUUUGGAAACUGCACAGUUGUUUGACCGGCAAACAACGUUACGUGAACGUAACGGGAAAACAGAAUUUAAAGGAAAUCUUUGGAAGCUACGGUCUAUCAAAUAUUAUCUUUCCAUAUAAUGGUCUCAUAGGCACAAGAGAUAUUAAUAGCAAAUAUGAACUAAAGGAAGUAUAAAACUAGUCAGAUGAACAAUGGAUCGAGAUUAAGUCCAACACAUAUUUUUUAUCUGUAUUAUAUACUUGUAUAUUGUAAUAAAUAUAAUAAUAAUAAUAAUAAUA